GCCCGAGUCCCGGGAAGCGCGGGGCGCACAGGGAGCUGCAAUUCGGCGUUCGGCCGGUUGCUCUGGAGCCGAGUCGCGUGGCCGCCUGCCCGCUUGCCUCCUGUCAUGGGGAGCACCGAGAGCAGCGAGGCCCGCAGGGUGUCCUUCGGAAUGGACGAGGAGGAGCGGGUCCGGGUGCUGCAGGGCAUCCGGCUGUCUGAAAAUGUGGUUCACCGCAUGAAGGAUUCCAGCCAGUCUUGCCAAGCGGGGCAGCCUGCUUCCCCUCCUGCCCCUCAACCUUCUACAGUUGGCACCUGCAAAGGCCCGGAGAAAGACUCCAAACUGCCCAGGUCUGAGUAUGGUGGUGGCCGGCAGUCCUCUGGGAUGGAGGAGGAUUUCCUCAAGAGGUAUAAACAGGAGCAGGCCAAGGUCCAGGAAGAGCUAUUCCAGGUGGUAACGAGGGAAAGAGAGGCAGCCACAAAGCACAGGAGUGUAUCCGUGAAGCGGGGGGAGGGCAGCGUUGACCAGGAGAAGCAGAAGUCAACCCAGCUGGCCAGGGAGCUGGAGAGCCGGGAGGCAGAGCUGAGCCGCCGUGACACCUUCUGUAAGGAGCAGCUGGGGCGCAUUGAGAGGAAGGAAACUGAAGAACUGGGAGUGGACUUCACCCUUACUCCCCUUGGAUUCUGCUAUCUUGGGGCUACGGGUGACUUGUGCCCCAUCAGAACCAGCAGCGUCUACCAUCUUCUGGUAGAAAGAAGCCCAGGUGCCAGGUGGCUCUGAACCUGACAGUCAUUGAGCUGGCCAAGAGUGUGUCUUCUGCCCUCAACCACAGAGCCAAGUCGGGGAGAUGGUGGAGAACGAGCCGGCGAUAGAGUCCUAGUUCAGCCUCAAUAAUUUUCCAGCCUUCUGACUCUGGGCAAGUAAUGGGAGUUCUAAAGCCUCAGCUUUCUUAUCUUUGGAACGGGAAUUUGAAGACUAACAUGCCAGUUGUUUGGAGGAUGAGUGGUCAUUUGUGUACGAGUGUCUGAUGUAGAAGUAUUCAGUUCUUUCAUGUCAUUUCUAUCCUUUUUCCCCUUCUUUAAUAAAUGCAUAGCCAUUCACUAAUUCCAUAUUCAUUUAAUUCCACUCAGUGCCUAGAGAUAGCUCCAACAGUUGUGGUUCCUGCAUCAGGGAAUUCACGGCACAGUUUGGUAGGGGAGGGAGAGGUGAGGAAUAGGACCCCAGGUGGGAGGAUGCCUGAGUGCCAGCUUCCCGUGACCAAACAUGCCAGCCCUAUAA
This is a messenger RNA of Mustela erminea (ermine), 1257 nucleotides long. RefSeq names its product coiled-coil-helix-coiled-coil-helix domain containing 6 (gene CHCHD6). Gene Ontology annotation, cellular component: mitochondrion; MICOS complex. The record is from RefSeq and is a predicted model, not a curated record. Gene Ontology annotation, biological process: cristae formation; DNA damage response. Lineage: Eukaryota; Metazoa; Chordata; Mammalia; Carnivora; Mustelidae. The transcript is spliced from 6 exons. The coding region runs from base 106 to 759 and encodes 217 amino acids.